Fusarium falciforme is the source of this 873-nucleotide messenger RNA. RefSeq lists its product as hypothetical. The coding region runs from base 1 to 873 and encodes 290 amino acids. The transcript has a single exon. The record is from RefSeq and is a predicted model, not a curated record. NCBI's taxonomy places the organism in Eukaryota, Fungi, Ascomycota, Sordariomycetes, Hypocreales, Nectriaceae.
AUGGGUCUCUGGGAAGGCAAAGACGACAAGAAAACCCUGAACAAGGAACUCUUCCUCGGUCACAUGGAGAAGCACUGGCUCGACUGGGCUGCAGAGAAGCUGUCGCGAAAGGAGAAGCAAGCCUGGGUGGGAAUCACCGAGAUUGUCUACAAAGGCAAAGUCAAGGCCAUGACCGACCUUCCCGAGCCCGACACUUGGGCCGAAGUGACCACGUACAAGGUCCUUUUCCCCAAGGAGUUCUUCUACUCUCGAUACGCUGCCGUUGCCCAGAUCAAGUUCCCGCAGGCCGAUCUCGCGAAAUGGGAGCCCAAUGUGAGCGGGCCUACGACUACCCACGCGUUCCAGUUGAAUCGCUUCAUCAAGCAGAAGAGACUGGGAGAGUGUUUCAGACAGGCUACGGAGCUCUCCAAGCGUGCCUGGACCCCCGAGCCGACUCAGAGCGUGUAUCCUCUUGCCAAGGAAGCUCCCGUUGGAACUGACCCGGGGGGCAAGAUGGAAGGGCCUCUCAUUUCAAAGCCAGAGGAUGUUCUCAAGGUCUUUUCCAACAUUGAACAGCAGCUUGCCUCGGUUCGCGCGGCGACGGAAGUCAACACCAAUAUCCACCAGCACGCCGUCAAUGAGUUGCGCCAGUCUCACGAGCAAGAGCUGAAGAAAGUCCAGAAGUACGCUGACGAUACCAUCAAGUCUGUUCGCGAGAGUCACCGAAAGGAGAUGGAGGACGCUCAGAAGGCUCAUGAGGAAGAGCUCAUCAAGGUUCGCGACACCUACCAGGCAGCCAUCUCGACCCUCAACAAUGCAUGCCUCGAUGGGAUUACCGCGCUUGAGAAGGCACGUCAGAAGGCUCACAAGGUCUGCCUCGAUGGAGCUAAGUAG